Penicillium bovifimosum is the source of this 1275-nucleotide messenger RNA. RefSeq names its product heptaketide hydrolyase ayg1 (gene ayg1). The record is from RefSeq and is a predicted model, not a curated record. The transcript is spliced from 4 exons. The coding region runs from base 1 to 1275 and encodes 424 amino acids. NCBI's taxonomy places the organism in Eukaryota, Fungi, Ascomycota, Eurotiomycetes, Eurotiales, Aspergillaceae.
AUGGUGAACUGGAUUCUCGGAGACAAGUUCGACACUGUCUACCCACACAAGGGGUCUAUCAAGGCCCUGUGGGAGACGAAGUGGAAAUUCUGCUGCACCAAAUCCAUCUACCCAUUCCACGAUGGCUCCAUCGAGGACUUUGAGCCGAUUUUCCAGAAGCUCAUCGCCGUAAGCGCAAUCCCCAAACACACAAAGCCCAGCCCUAACACAUCCAAGGAAAACAUCAACGACGCCUCCACAGACGCCUAUACCGAAGCCUUUCUCCAAACAGCAGCAAAACUGGAAGCCGAAGCCAACGAAGCCCUCUCAAAAGGCCAAACCUCCACAGCCGCCGACCUCUACCGCCGCGCAGCUGUGGUCCUCCGCAUCUCCCGCUUCCCCUACGUAAGCCCGUCAACCAAGCCAGAAACCUCCAUCAAGCGCCGCGCCUUCAACCUCCAGAAGAAAGUCUACCUCCAAGGUGCCUCCCUCUGGGACCCCAUCAUCAAAGAAGAGGUGAUCCCGCACACGCACCGCGCGGGCCGCGACGGCCCCACAAUCCCGAUCUACAUCCGUCUUCCCAAAGAAGCGAGCAACGGCCCUGUUCCGACUGUGCUGCUCAUGACGGGACUGGACGGGUACAGACCUGACAACAGCCAGCGCACCCACGAGAUCAUCAACCGCGGCUGGGCGACUGUUAUCGCGGAGAUUCCGGGGACGGCGGAUUGUCCUGCUGAUCCUGCGGAUCCGGAGUCGGCGGAUAGGCUUUGGUCUAGUGUGCUUGACUACAUGGCUGGACGGAGGGAAUUUGAUAUGGAGCGGGUUGCGGCUUGGGGGCUUAGUGCAGGUGGCUACUAUGCCAUUCGGGCGGCUUGUACGCAUCGUGACAGGCUUGCGGGUUCUGUUGCUCAUGGACCCGGGUCGCAUCAUGUGUUUGAUCCGGAGUGGUUGGCUAAGGCCAAUGACCAUGAGUAUCCGUUUGAGCUUACACCUGCUUUGGCCGAGAAGUAUGGCUAUGACAGUCUUGAGGACUUCGUGCAGAAUUCUAAGAAGAAGUUCUCGCUUGUCGAGACUGGUAUUAUUGACCAGGACAACUGUCGUCUGCUUUUGCUCAACGGCAUUGAUGACGGUUGUGUCCCCAUUGAGGACUCGAUGGUGCUCCUCAACCACGGAGGUCCCAAGGAAGGACGGUUCUUCGAGAACCGAGUGCACAUGGGAUACCCUGACAGUCUGCCGGUGGCCUACAAGUGGUUGGAGAGUGUACUCUCUCCCAACAUGAAGCAGGUGAAGAACUAA